GUUGGUCAAUAUUGUUUUGUUUUGAUCGGCAAAUUUUAACUUUCUGUUGCACAUAAAAAUUAGGCAGAAUUGCUGUCUGCUUCAGAACCCUUGUUCAACACAAUUGCUGUUUGCUUCAUACCACUGCACUCCAAAUUCAAGACAUUUUUCACAGAUUUUGAGCAAGUGUUUACCUUUACACUUUGGACCCAGAAAUCAGAGCACUUGCCACUGAAUCAGCAUCACCCCCACCUGCAAAGAUGGUCAAAGCCAUUCGAGUCCAUGAGCUUGGUGGACCUGAGGUCUUGAAAUGGGAAGAUGUGGAAAUAGGAGAGCCAAAGGAGGGAGAGGUUCGUGUGAAGAACAAGGCCAUUGGGCUUAAUUUCAUUGAUGUAUACUUCCGCAAAGGCGUUUAUAAGGCUGCUACGUUUCCCUACACCCCAGGUGGUGAGGCUUGUGGAGUUGUGACAGCUGUGGGACCAGGACUAACAGGCAGGCAAGUUGGAGAUCUUGUAGCCUAUGCUGGUCAGCCAAUGGGCUCAUAUGCGGAAGAGCAGAUCCUUCCUGCAGACAGAGUUGUGCCUGUUCCUCCUUCCAUUGAUCCUACUGUUGCUGCAUCCCUCUUGUCCAAGGGUAUGACAGCUCAGUUCCUACUACGCAGUUGUUUCAAGGUUGAACCUGGACACGCAGUCCUUGUCCAUGCAGCAGCUGGUGGAGUUGGAUCCCUUUUAUGCCAGUGGGCUAAUGCCCUUGGUGCCACUGUCAUUGGAACUGUAUCUACUAAAGAGAAGGCAGCUCAAGCCGAGGAGGAUGGAUGUCACCAUGUCAUAAUCAAUAAGGAAGAGGACUUUGUUGCUCGAGUGAAAGAAAUAACAUCUGACAAUGGCGUCGAGGUUGUUUAUGAUUCUGUAGGGAAGGAUACUUUUGAGGGAUCACUGGCAUGCUUGAAGACUCGUGGAUACAUGGUGAGUUUUGGGCAGUCAUCAGGUGCGCCAGAUCCGGUUCCAUUGUCAGACAUUGCAGUGAAGUCACUGUUCUUGACUAGGCCUAGUCUCUUUAAUUACGCUGCAACUCGAGACGAAUUACUAGGGAUGGCAGGUGAGGUAUUUGGUAAUGUUCAAUCAGGUGUGUUGCGGGUUCGAGUAAAUCACACCUACCCAUUGUCUCAAGCAGCACAGGCACACGAAGACCUUGAGAAUAGGAAAACAUCUGGAUCUGUUGUGCUUAUCCCUUAAGGCAAAUAUGAAUUUGGUCUGUUCAUUUUGAAGGCUACGUGGUGUGUGUGUGAAAAUGAAUAAGGAACGUUUGCCUUCAUGUUCAGGAUAGCUGCUGUGCCAAAUGAAAUGGAUGUCUCCGACUGCAGUCAUCAAGAAACUUUGUUAAGCUAGCAAUAAAAGCAAGAAAAACUGGACUUUUAUCUGACUAACUGACGGAUUUACACGUUUCUAAGGUAAACCAAAAUCAAGUCGUCAUGUGUCCUUUGAUCAUGUCCCUCUCCCUCCACAUAAAUCUGCUCCAUUAAACAGAGAAAAAAAGUUUGUGAGAGGUGAUCUUGUAGAUAUCAGUUCAGGGGCAACAAUAGAUUCUAAGCGAACAGAUGAUUCUCGUAAGGAUGAGGUUUUGCCUUCAUCCUUAUUUCUUAGAUAGUUUUCUGCUAUUGCACUCGUUUCAUCCUCAUGUUCCUUCAGAGCAUUAAUAUGAGUUUUUCUCUUGUUCUUCAACA
This is a messenger RNA of Prunus persica (peach), 1702 nucleotides long. Its product is annotated as 2-haloacrylate reductase. Gene Ontology annotation, biological process: cellular response to oxidative stress. The coding region runs from base 240 to 1214 and encodes 324 amino acids. The transcript has 5 exons. The record is from RefSeq and is a predicted model, not a curated record. Gene Ontology annotation, cellular component: cytoplasm; cytosol. Gene Ontology annotation, molecular function: quinone reductase (NADPH) activity. NCBI's taxonomy places the organism in Eukaryota, Viridiplantae, Streptophyta, Magnoliopsida, Rosales, Rosaceae.